This is a messenger RNA of Verticillium alfalfae VaMs.102, 414 nucleotides long. RefSeq lists its product as hypothetical. NCBI's taxonomy places the organism in Eukaryota, Fungi, Ascomycota, Sordariomycetes, Glomerellales, Plectosphaerellaceae. The transcript has 2 exons. The record is from RefSeq and is a predicted model, not a curated record. The coding region runs from base 116 to 292 and encodes 58 amino acids. Gene Ontology annotation, biological process: protein secretion.
AUCGCGAGAGCUCGCUAUCGACUUGUUCCGACCAUCUGUCUGUUCAACCUCGGAAGCGCCACCCGCUACUCUGACCAUCAUCUGGGUUCGACGCGACCAAAUCGACACCGUCACCAUGCCUGCUCCUACAUACAUCAUCUCCAGGGUGGCCGAUCCCAUCUUCGCUCUCGCCAUUGGUCUCGGCGCUGCCGUGACAAGGAUCAACCGCGAAGAGAAGGACAAGGGAAGGUCGACUCAGGAGACCAUUGGGAUUGCCAAAAGACGUGUGAACAACUUCAUGGCGUCUCUGUGACCAAUCAAUAUCCUACUACAGACACUGCGGGCGGCCAGCCCUCCGUCGAUACAUGAAGAGCAGCUCCAUGCCACCCUCACAUAGCAACUAGCGACAGAUACCCAAUCAAUUUCCAUAAUCCG